AUGAAUCUCUUGCCUUCGCCCCUCGCUCAGUCCACCUUGGGCGAGAAGUGCGCAUUUUACCUGGAUCACGUCACGGACAACCUCCCGUUCCUACAGUCCCUCCGCCUCGAUUGGACCCCUUACCGUCAUGAGUUGGACCAACCCUCUUUCGAACCUCUGGCGCCGCUCGCCCAGCUACGCAUCUGCCCGCAAGUUCGCGACGGCGACUUCAGUUAUAUCGGACCGGGCGAUAUUGUUGAUCCGCCCUCCCAGGGCUAUAGCGCUUCCGCAGACGAGAAUGAGCCUGAUAUUAUUUGUCUACGACACCGCGGUAUUAUCUACCCGCUCCACUUCCGCGCAUAUGCUAUCGAUGAUGGCGUCCUAUCCGUUGGCGCACUGCGCCAGGAAGCGGCUGCAAAGAUGGGAGUGAAAAACCCCAAUCAAAUCCGUCUGUUAUAUAAGGGAAACCUCCUCAAGGAUGAUUCCCGGCCAUGCAAAUCGGAAGGACUGAAGCAGCAUUCCGAGGUGCUGUGCGUUGUAUCCGAAGUUGGAGCCAAUUCACCUAGCGACGUCUCCGACUACGAUGGUCGAACCAGUGACCCGCCAACCCAGCGCCCCGGAUCAUCUUCAUCGCGUCUGGACGGGGAAGAAGAGCCAGUACGACCAAGCAAAAAGAAAAACAAGAAGAAGAACAACAAGAAGAAGAGCAAUAGAACCGCAGGCGGAGAGGAUGCGUUGGGAUCAUCUGCUUCCCUUGGCCCCCCGCAACCCGCGUCUGAUCGAUCUACUACCCCAAUGCAGCCCCCGAACCUGAAGCUCAUCAAGACCCCACUGGAGCAGAUCGCUGCUCUUGUUGGAUAUCUCCAACAAGAAUUGAUCCCGCUUUGUGACGAAUAUGUGGCCCACCCGCCCAGCGACCCCAAGAAGCGGGAAUUUGAGUAUAGGAAGUUGAGCGAGACUAUUCUGGCGCAGAUCAUGUUGAAAGCGGACGGUAUCGAGCCUGAUGGCAAUGAAACCGUGCGUAACGCGCGCAAGGCUCUCAUCCGGGAAGCGCAAGCGAAUCUCAACCGAUUAGACCAGGCCAACAAGUAA
Messenger RNA from Penicillium maclennaniae, 1071 nucleotides. RefSeq names its product BAG family molecular chaperone regulator. The coding region runs from base 1 to 1071 and encodes 356 amino acids. The transcript is spliced from 2 exons. Lineage: Eukaryota; Fungi; Ascomycota; Eurotiomycetes; Eurotiales; Aspergillaceae. Gene Ontology annotation, molecular function: protein-folding chaperone binding. The record is from RefSeq and is a predicted model, not a curated record.